Molecule: messenger RNA, 787 nt
Organism: Lolium rigidum
Lineage: Eukaryota; Viridiplantae; Streptophyta; Magnoliopsida; Poales; Poaceae
Exons: 5
Coding region: 133-501 (122 amino acids)
Source: RefSeq, a predicted model, not a curated record
GCGGCCGCGGGCGCCUGGCGCGCGGCCAGCAGCAGCCUCCCCAUUCAACCUUGAGAGCCCGACCCAAGCGACUGUCUUCAUCGCCGCCACUUUGCUCGUCCGCGGUUACAAGUGUCAAGCUGCUGCCUUGAGAUGGAUAUUUUGUAUCAGUGCAAGGAAACCUUAAAGAUUCAGAAGCUUAGGCGCUUGGCUUCUUAUGCCGGAUUCUAUGCCUUCACUACCCUCGUUACCUAUGCUUACACAAGCAAUACAACAAGGGCUGGCAUUUCGAGGGCCGAUCAGUACUAUGCCUCCUACCCUUCUGGUACUGAGCUGCUAACUGACACUGCAAAGCUCUAUAAGGCUGCAUUAGGUAAUUGUUUUGAGAUAGAUGACUGGGGUCCAAUAGAAUUUUCCAUCAUGGCAAAGCACUUUGACCGGCAAGGCAAACCACCGUAUGCUUACCAUGCUCAAUACAUGUCACACCUUCUGUCUCACGGCCAACUCGAUGGAAGUGGUUAACUGCACGAUGUGUUUUUGUUGAUCAUUGUGAAGCCUGGCUGUAGUCCUGUCAAUUACAUCACUUGUAUGAUGUCCUGUUACGACGGGUGGUAGAGAUGAAAUCAUAAAUGCUGAAUAUUAGGCAAAAAGUAUGGGCAGCUACAUUAUCAGCUUAUCGUUGCUAUAAAUUGUGCUGAAUUUUCAUGGUGGAACCUAGUUGAAUCUUUCGUGCUGUCUUUUUUUUUUCAUUUAUUGCCAGAUGUAAUUACUUUGCUUUUCACUGAUAUUAGUAUUGUUAAUCUUAAAA